This is a messenger RNA of Trypanosoma brucei brucei TREU927, 828 nucleotides long. RefSeq lists its product as hypothetical. The transcript has a single exon. The record is from RefSeq and is a predicted model, not a curated record. Bases 1 to 828 code for a protein of 275 amino acids. NCBI's taxonomy places the organism in Eukaryota, Euglenozoa, Kinetoplastea, Trypanosomatida, Trypanosomatidae.
AUGCAGAGCCCGAGUGCGUUCGUGGCGGCGGCUGACCAAUCAAACUACCGGGUUCCCGACGCACAACUCGCAACAUGCACUAAACAUGGUGGGGCUGCUGUGUUGUGUGCGACUGCAGGGAAGGUUGGACGCAACGGCCGCACUGCGGCUGUGGGCGCAACCCUUUUUUGGUUAACUUGUCCGUACUUGAACACUAUAGUUGCACGCUUUGAGCGCCAUAGUGCCAUCAGCGCUCUACAGAGGCUUCUUGAUAACGACCGGAAGGUGUCAGAGGCUCAUGUGGCCUCGCACGCACGUUAUGAAGAACGGGCGAAGGAGCUUCUAAGUUCUGAGCGAUGGGCCUUCUUCGAUGCGCAUUUCGUCACUGGCGCCGCAGAGUCAGCGGGGGGUCGAAAAUAUGGCAAUGCGGCGGUGAGCCAUGCGACGGACCUCAAGUGUCUGCAUGCCCUUGUGGCGCAAUCGUUGUGUGGCGCUUCCAACCCGAUUGGAGAUGCUGUGAUUCACUAUAUAUUACUGCUUGCAGAGAAGGUGAAGACAAUUAAAAAUGCCUCAGCGCCCCUUAGCUCGGAGAAAGGGAGCUCUGGUGACUGUUCGACUGCAGAGGUGUGUGGCGGAGAGAACAGUUUUGCUGCUGAGAGUCUGGCACUGGAUGAAGUUUCUUUGUUAGUGGAAUUUGUGAAGCAGCGGCUAACGGAUGACAUAAGGGGUGACCGUAGUGAUUUGCGGAGUGUACACGACGCUGACAAACUCUGCUCUUCGGCGUGUGAGGUGCUGACUUUUCUCGAUGGCCGACCGCCGAGGUCGCGGAAGAAGCAUCGGAUUAACUGA